UGAGGGCAUUGGCUAUCAUUGAUUACUAUUUGAUAUUCAACUUUUAAUAAAUCGCAAAGUACUUAUGGUAGUUAACAGCGGAUAAUGUGUUCCUCCGCAUAUAUUAAAUGGGUAUAAAACAAGCAAUAGAGUCCCAGGCUAUCCGCAGUCUGUCUUCCGUACCGCUGAAGUCACCGAUACAGCCAUUAGCCGAGUUUCAGGGAACUUUCAGUCAUGGUCAUGUCAACGGUGGGUUUUGGAAUGACCGUUUGGUCAGCACUGAUCGUCGUAGCGGCGCCCAAACCAAUGAACAUCGGUCUGGUGGAAACAGGAGAGGCAAGCCGCCUGAGGAACAAGGUUGCACAAGGAGAGAGCAAAGUACCUUUAUCAAAAACCGUGUUCGGGAUCACAGAUCAAGAAAUGGAACAAGUGAAACUGAUCAAGAAGGAUAUCGACAACAUUGCCAUGAAGAUCCACAAAAGACCAGUGCAGGUGCAGAAAACAUCCAAAGAACCGGACAACGUGCUGGGUGACAUUGCUUACACCGCGGUCCAGCUAGCGGCUAUCAAGAGGCAGUUAACGGGACACGGACAGAGGCGAAGGCGAGGCAUUUCAUUGGUUCACAAUCGCUGGCCACUGGGGAAGCCGAUACCAUACACCUUUGACGAGACGUCUAAAAGGCCUAUUCCUACAGCCCAACGUGACGUAGUGAGGGCCGCCCUAGCUGCGUGGGAGGAGGCCACGUGCAUUCGAUUCCAAUAUUUCCUUCCCUCCAGCCUUCCUGACAGCACCUACCUGAACUUCACUGGAGCUUGGGAUGGAUGCUGGUCAUACGUUGGGAUGCUGUACCACACCCCCGGCUAUCCCCGCUCACAACCCGUCAACCUCGACCCUUCUUGCUUUGAUGUGCUCUUGGGGGUGGGUCGUAUCGUCCACGAGGUGGGUCACGCCCUGGGGCUGUGGCACGAGCACACCAGGUAUGACAGAGACAAGCACGUGGUUAUCAACUGGGACGCCAUCAAAGCUGGGAUGGAAGGGAAUUUCGCCAAACAAGAAGGUGACAAUAAGGGAACGCCUUACGACUAUGGAUCCAUUAUGCAUUAUGUUCCUACUUCUUUUGCCAAUACGACAGUCAGCUCAACUACAAUCGAGCCGAUGGAAAGCGUGUACAAGAACAGUAUGGGACAGAGGUUCAAACUGGCAUUUGGCGAUAUAAAGGUCAUCAAUGCAGUUUAUUGUGCCGACACUUGUAACGGAAUCCCAGCACCAACAUGCAAAAAUGGCGGCUACCAGGACCCCGUGAAAUGCAAUGAGUGCAAGUGCCCGGAUGGUUUAAAGGGAUCUGCUUACUGUGCAGAACCCGCACCACAUAAGAUGGAUGUUUGCGGAUGGAAAAUAACAUUAACAAAUGUACCAGAGAUGACGACAAUAGAGUCUCCUAACAGCGCCCUGGUCUAUCAAACCUAUAAAGAAUUCCAGGAAUGCAACUGGCUGAUACAGUCACCUCCUGGUAGCAAAAUUCUGUUUGAAUUCGUACCCAAAAUUCCUACGUAUUACGCCAUGGCAUUAACGCACUACGUAUCCGGCCUGUGUAUAGACUACGUGGAGAUUAAACAUACGCUCGACUUCGGUCGAACUGGGCAAAGAUUUUGCGGCUUUUACCAUACUCUGACAUUCCCUGCCAUAAUCUCGGAGUCGAAUCAAGCACUGGUCCUCUUCCGGGCCAACUAUCCAUAUAACUUUUCCAACAAGCUCGGAUUCAAGUUACAUGUACAGAGCGUGCCGUCGUAG
Lingula anatina is the source of this 1770-nucleotide messenger RNA. Its product is annotated as zinc metalloproteinase dpy-31. Gene Ontology annotation, molecular function: zinc ion binding; metalloendopeptidase activity. The record is from RefSeq and is a predicted model, not a curated record. Gene Ontology annotation, biological process: proteolysis; molting cycle, collagen and cuticulin-based cuticle. NCBI's taxonomy places the organism in Eukaryota, Metazoa, Brachiopoda, Lingulata, Lingulida, Lingulidae.